ACAUAUUCUUUUUCGUAUAUACUAGUAGUUUGUGAGGUCUAGCGUCGAUCUCUUCUAGUUUGCCCCAAAAUGCCUUUGUCUAAGCAGAUUCGCGAGUACCAGGUCGCGGGACGUAUGUACCCGUCGGAACGUUACCCCGUUCCUCACAUCUACAGAAUGCGUGUGUUCGCUCCCAAUGCCGUGCACGCUCGUAGUCGUUUCUGGUACUUCCUUGACAAGCUAAAGAAGGUCAAGAAGGUGCACGGUGAGGUUAUCUCAUGCAAUGAGAUCGCUGAGAAGAACGGACAGGUUGUCAAGAACUUCGGUGUUUGGCUUCGUUACGAUUCACGAACUGGUACCCACAACAUGUACAAGGAGUACCGUGAUACCUCCGUCACCGGAGCCGUUGCCCACUUGUACCAGGAUAUGGCCGCCAAGCAUCGUUGCCGUGGCGAGUCUCUGCAGAUCAUCAAGAUCGCAGCGAUCUCAGGAAAGAAGUGUCGCCGUGCUGAUGUCAAGCAGUUCCACGACAAGCACAUUCGCUUCCCUCUUCCCCACCGUAUCCACAGAGGUCCCAAGGAGUUCCGAAGCACUUUCCAGGCUUCUCGCCCUACCACUGUCAAGUGUUAAGUGUAUUUAAAAUCAAUAUACUAAAGUGUAUAUGUGCCUAUUUGUGUAAAGUACAAUACCUUGGGUAAAUUUCAGGAUGUUGGUGAUCAAAAUUCACUACACAGUAAGAGGGAUUGUUUCAAUGUUUGAGCAAUUUCUAGUGGUCAGAAACUUAUUAGUGUUGUUGUCUGUUUAUCAUAGGCAUAUGGAUAGUAGUAUUCAUAUUUAUGUUCAUAUACAUGUCCACGUACAAUCAUGCAUCAUUCAAUAUAUUUUUAAGCACAUAUGGAGUUACAAUUAUC
This is a messenger RNA of Sphaeroforma arctica JP610, 890 nucleotides long. Its product is annotated as 60S ribosomal protein L18a. Gene Ontology annotation, molecular function: structural constituent of ribosome. Gene Ontology annotation, cellular component: cytosolic large ribosomal subunit; ribosome. The coding region runs from base 70 to 609 and encodes 179 amino acids. The transcript has 3 exons. Gene Ontology annotation, biological process: translation. The record is from RefSeq and is a predicted model, not a curated record. NCBI's taxonomy places the organism in Eukaryota, Ichthyosporea, Ichthyophonida.